CAUACGUCCUUCAGCUCUCCUGUCGAUAUGGAUAAACUGACUAUCAUUUCUGGGUGUCUGUUCCUGGCAGCAGAUAUCUUUGCAAUAGCCAGCAUUGCAAACCCGGACUGGAUCAACACCGGUGAAUCAGCAGGUUCCCUCACAGUCGGCCUGGUCCGGCAGUGCCAGACAAUCCACGGACGAGACCGGACUUGUAUCCCGCCUCGGCUGCCUCCAGAGUGGGUCACCACACUGUUCUUCAUCAUCAUGGGCAUCAUCUCCCUCACGGUCACCUGCGGACUGCUGGUGGCGUCACACUGGCGCCGAGAAGCCACCAAAUAUGCUCGCUGGAUCGCCUUUACCGGCAUGAUCCUGUUCUGCAUGGCGGCGCUCAUCUUCCCAAUAGGCUUCUAUAUCAACGAGGUGGGAGGUCAGCCGUACAAGCUGCCCAACAACACGGUGGUGGGCUCGUCCUACGUGCUCUUCGUCCUCUCCAUCUUCUUCACCAUAGUCGGACUGCUGUUUGCAGGGAAGGUUUGCCUCCCGGGCUGAGGACUCCACCGCGCUCGCCUCUGGACUGACUCGGGAGGCUCUGAAAAUUUUAUGGGAUUUACAAAAACACAAUGACUGAAAAUCAAAAACAACAAACUCUGGCCGGAAGCCUGAAACGUGGGGAAGUCUGUGCUUCAAGGGACCGCAGGACCGUGGAACUUCUAAAAGAUGAAUAAGACGCUAAAACGGAACGUGGAGGAGCGGGAGAGGGCACCCUGCCGCCGUUGAUUUAAAACAUGGCCGCCUCUCUGUUGUCGUUCUACUGGAAAAGGGUGCUUCGUGUGCCGCUGCCAUGGCAACCGUGGCAACAAUGCUGGCGCACAUUUGUGGAGGACCGCUGCAGCCGCUCCUCGACUCGAUUCCCGGCCGCCCGCCUCGCCGCCUUCAGCACACAUCGCAGCCGCUCCUGUCGCUAUUCUCGGCUUCUCUUCGCUAUUUUCAGUUUUGUGUUCUUCUGUUGUUGUACAAUUUGUGUUCUUUUCUUUUCCUCCCACCACCACAACCACCACCGCCACCUUUCACUGAAGUAUGUUGUCCCGACCGGAGGGGAGGGUUUGGGGGAGGAGAGCAGCUGUGAUCCGGCUCACCGGGGAGGAAGAUGUAGGUGUUCUUCCUCCUUGUCUCCAGGAGCAGGUAGCGGCGAGGGGGAGCCUCCCUGAACCAGAGAGGAGAAUGCCACUCAGUGUCAGACCGUGCAUAAUGUUAUUUAUAUGGACCAGAAGCAUUAGUGAGCGCAGACGGCUCUCCUGCUCAGCUGAACCCAUUGCGCUGAAUCACAUCCAACAACUAGAAGACUGUGAAUUUAGAAGAAGAAUCAUCUGAACACACAUCCUGUAUUUGUAGUAGUUCUGUUAAGUGCAGCCACGUGCACAGUGGCCCUUUCAAAGUAUUUUCUGAGAAUGUGGUGUUACGUUUCCGGGGGGGUUGAGGUGGACCAGCAGACAGUAUUGAGAUUUACAAAUAGAAUAUGAAGUUACACACACUAUUUUUCAAAAGUUUGGGGUCACUUAGAAAUGUUUUGACAGAAAAAACUGUUUUUUUUUUUCAAUGAAGAUAACAUGAAUUGAUCCAUAAAUCCAGUCUAGACGUUGUUCAUGUGGUAAAUGACUAUUGUAGCUGGAAACAGCUGAUUUUUAAUGGAAUAUCUCCAUAGAGGUACAGAGGAACAUUUCCAGCAACCAUCACUCCUGUGUUCUAAUGCUACAUUGUGUUAGCUAAUGGUGUUGAAAGGCUAUUUGAUGAUUAGAAAACCCUUGUGCAGUUAUGUUAGCACAUGAAUGAAAGUGUGAGUUUUCAUGGAAAACAUGAAAUUGUCUGGGUGACCCCAAACUUUUGAACAGUAGAGUAGGUCAACUUUAAGUCAUUUAGAGCAACUUUAACUCAUUCAAAAGUUUGGGGUCACUUAGAAAUGUCCUUAAGCAAUUUUUUUUCAAUGAAGAUAACAUUUAAAUGAAUGAUAAAUCUAGUCUAGACAUUGUUAAUGUGCUAAAUGACUAUUCUAGCUGGAAACGGCUGAUUUUUAAUGGAAUAUCUACUUGGAGGCCGAUUUCCAGCAACCAUCGCUCCUGUAUUCUAAUGCUACAUUGUGUUAGCUAAAGGCUAAUUGAUUAUUGGAAAACACUUGUACAGUUAUGUUAGCACAUGAAUAAAAGUGUCUGGGUGACCCCAAACUUUUGAACAGUAGUAAAAAUAACGCGUGAAUGCUGAAAGUCGGUGGUAUUCUCCUUUAACGUCGGACAGUAAAUCAGCGAGCCAGGAGUGUUUUGUUUGGGUUUUUUUGUCUUGUUUUGUGCACUGGGACUGCAGGUCAGGUCCAUGCGUGGGGCUGGACCUCAGUGUGCUGCUGGAGAGCUCUGUGAUCGACACACACACACACACAACAAAACAUACAAACACUGCAUAAAUUGUCAUAUUAAAGCUGACGAUUAUUUUCAUUCCCAGUUACACUCUUCAUUAUUUUAGAAUUUCAUCACAGUCUUAGGUUGUUUUUGGUCUCUUCAUACUAAGAUAAAUCACCACAGCAAAUAUAACCAACUGGUAAAGCUGCAUAGUCACAUGUUGACGGACGAUUUACCAGUUUUCCCUGAACGCCUUACAUGCAGGCUGCAGUUCACCGGCCAAUCAGCCGCGCACAGAGAAGCUUCUAGUCUCCCAAAUCAGUGAAAAAAGUAAAAAUAAUGCAUUCUAAUGUAAUCACAAUCACAAAUUCUGACUUCUUACAGUGGAUUUGCCACAAUAUUAACCUUUUAAAUGCGCGCCGCUCUUAGAAAACCACCUUGUAAGCUUGUUUUAGCUUGUCUAAAUCUGACUUAUUUGACUCUUUGGCUGCUGGAUUAGAAGCUUCUCUGUGGACCACUAACUAGCCAGUGUACUGCAUGGGAGGCAUUUAGAGAAAACUGGUUAAUUCUGGUGUUUUUCUAACAAGCUGAUGUUCUUUAAAUAAGAGAUUUUGAGUAUAAUUUUAAUUGUAUUUUGCUCUUUUAGGAGAUGCACUGAAUUCAGAUGAAGGAAAACCAACUUAAAGUCUUAUUUUGAUGCUAAUCUUUGUACAUUAGCAUAAAAUUCAGUACAACACGGACUUAAAGCAGUUUAUGAAAUGUAAAAGUGACAUAAAAAUCUGACUAAAUUAGAAAAAAAAAGAAAAAAUUGUGAUCUGAUAUUAAUCAAAAUAAUCAUGAAUAACAUUUUGAAGAAGCUGUUGGAGAUGUAAACAGGAAAUAUGUUGAAAUGGAGCACGCUAGCAGUGAGCUUGGUGGAAUUCACAUCACUGGAAGAAAGAAAGAACGAAAGAACGAUCCUUUACUAGAUUUAUGUCAAAGAAAACUUGAAAAAAUGUGUUUCACAUCCUCUUUUAUUUAGAUAAAAAGUAGAAUUAAGAUUCGACCCAGUAAAAUUUCUUCCAUCUCUGAUAUAAAAUUUUUCCAUAAAUAUAAAAAGCCUAUUUACAGGUGACCUUAAAGGAGCUAUUUCUCAACUAAAUAGAUUUUUUUUUUUUAAAUUUAACCCUUUACGUUAACUGUCACAUUCAUAAUUCAGAUGUUAUUCAUUUAGAAUCAGUAGAAAUUUCACCAUUUCUGCCUUUUAAUCAUCUAAACCCCACCAACAGCUUAAAAGAGAAACUGUCUGUAAAAAAUAAUUUAAAAACCACCAAAUUUACACCAUUUAUCAAAACCAGAAUCUGUAAAAAUAAUAAGAAUCAUCAAAUCUUAAACUUUCCAACAGUCUGGGAAAUAAUUAUCUGUGGGAACUAAACCAAGUCUAAGCAUAAAAUUAUGAUAUUUAAUUAAAAUCACUUUAUUCUACAUGCAUCACUUAAAAAAUCCCCCAAAAUAUACUGCCUCCUCUGACUAGAUUCUGUAAAAAAAAUUAAAAAUUGAAAGCCAAAAAAAAAAUACAAACCUCAGCCAAAAAUUCACGGACUACUCGACUGAACUGCAGGCCAUGUAGAUAAAAGACAAAUAUGGAAAUAAAAUAAAAAUAUAAGCAGUAAAAUAUCUCUAGUAGUACAUCAAAAUGUUGACUCCAUUUUUUCCCCCCAUUUUUGUAAAAUAAGUAAUAAAGAAAUUCAACUUUUGUCCUCCUGCUUUUCAGAUUUAUGAAAUUUUAGCUUUACAAAAUACAUUUUUGAGUUUUGUAUAUUUUUAGCCACAAUUUUUUUCCAUUUUUGCAGCUUUUUUACAUUUCCAUGGGAACAUAAAAGCUACUGACACUCUGAAUGUGUGUGUGUGUCGAGCCGAUCACAGCUGCUCCGUCGCCAAGUCUUAGAGUUUUUCGUAUUUCCCGCUCAGCUCCUCUGACGAUGCUAACCGGCUAAACUCGGCGGCGCCCCGUCUCCGAUGGUUUCGUCUCGUGCCAUGACCUGUUUUUGUUUAAUAAUGUACAGACACAAGAGGCAGGAUUUCUGUAUUAGGAAGCACUGUGCAUUCAACAGUAUAGAUAACAGACAUAGAAGCACCACAAAUGUAUAAAAAAGAAAAAAGAGAACUUCUUACCUCAUUGUUUUUUUGUUUCUGCUAUUAUUUUCUAAUGGUGGCAACGUGUGUGCCCUCUAAUUUGUCUCUUGCCUUGAUCAGAUGUCUACACAUAAAGCCUAUGAUCAUAGGAAAUUAUUUAUCACUGAAUAAAAAGAGGAAAUCUG
Messenger RNA from Amphiprion ocellaris (clown anemonefish), 4669 nucleotides. RefSeq names its product modulator of smoothened a (gene mosmoa). The record is from RefSeq and is a predicted model, not a curated record. The transcript has 3 exons. Lineage: Eukaryota; Metazoa; Chordata; Actinopteri; Pomacentridae. Gene Ontology annotation, biological process: negative regulation of smoothened signaling pathway. The coding region runs from base 28 to 531 and encodes 167 amino acids. Gene Ontology annotation, cellular component: Golgi apparatus; ciliary membrane.